Molecule: messenger RNA, 7613 nt
Organism: Epinephelus fuscoguttatus (brown-marbled grouper)
Lineage: Eukaryota; Metazoa; Chordata; Actinopteri; Perciformes; Serranidae
Product: calsyntenin-2-like
Exons: 17
Coding region: 426-3266 (946 amino acids)
Biological process (GO): positive regulation of synaptic transmission; positive regulation of synapse assembly; homophilic cell-cell adhesion
Cellular component (GO): cell surface; postsynaptic membrane
Molecular function (GO): amyloid-beta binding; kinesin binding; calcium ion binding
Source: RefSeq, a predicted model, not a curated record
GGGGGGUGCGCCUGUAUCCAUCUCUCUCCUCCCUGUGACGUCGCUCGGUCUGGUCCCGGGGUGCGCUGCUCUCCAGUCCCGUCUCAGCAGAAACCCACUUCAGUUGCUGCCUCCGUCCGUGCACACACAGAAACCUGCGGUGCGACGCGCGCGUUCCGGUGCGGCGAGGUGCGUUGCGGGCACCCGGUGUCCUUCUUCUUCUUCUCCCACUCCACGCUGCCUGUCUUGUCCCAAAUUAUCAGUGAACUGUUUCCACACUCCGCUUGAAAAGAGAGAGAGAGGAGAGAACCUGAGGCGUUGAAUAAGAGGGAGAGGGCGGAAAAAGGAGGAGGAGGAGAGACGGAGAGAGAGGAAAGAAGAAAGAAAGAGAGGAGAGAAGUCGCCGUAGUCGCUCUCCUUCCUCGAGCUGAACCUCCACCGAGAAGAUGCUGAGAUUAGCCGGCGUGUUGGCUGUAGUGGCUCUGGGGUUGAGCGCCGCUCACACCAAAGUGAACAAACACAAGCCGUGGAUUGAGACAUCGUACCAUGGGGUGAUCACUGAGAACACUGACAUCGUUCUGCUGGAUCCUCCUCUGGUGGCCCUGGACAAAGACGCUCCCAUCCCCUACGCAGGGGAGAUCUGUGCGUUCAACAUCCACGGGCUGGAGGCUCCGUUCGAGGCAGUGGUGCUGAACGGUACGUCUGGUGAGGGCCAGCUGAGGGCCCGCGGCCUGGUGGACUGCGAGCUGCAGAAGGAAUACACCUUCAUCAUCCAGGCUCACGACUGCGGCUCUGGCCCCGGUGGCACGGAGGGCAAGAAGUCCCACAAGGCGGUGGUGCACAUUCAAGUCAACGAUGUCAAUGAGUUCGCCCCAGUGUUUCGGGAGCCCCAGUACCGAGCUGCAGUGACGGAGGGCAAGAUUUACGACAGCAUCCUGCAGGUGGAGGCCACUGACCAGGACUGCUCCCCUCAGUACAGCCAGAUCUGCAACUACCAGAUCACCACCAGCAACACGCCCUUUGCUAUAGAUCGCAACGGUAACAUCCGGAACACGGAGAAGCUGAGCUACGACCGACAGCAGCAGUACGAGAUCCAGGUGACGGCCUGGGACUGCGGCCAGAAGAGAGCCUUACACAGCGUCCCUGUCCGCAUUGACGUCAAGCCCGUCUGCAAGCCUGGCUGGCAAGAUUGGAGCAAGCGUGUGGACUAUGAGCCGGGGACAGGAAGCAAGCAGCUGUUUCCUAAAAUGCACCUGGAGACCUGUGGUGGGCCCCUGUCGUCGGUGAGGACCACAGUGGAGCUGCAGACCAGCCACAUCGGGAAAGGCUGCGACCGUGAGACCUACUCUGAGAAGUCUCUACAGAAACUCUGUGGGGCCUCGUCAGGCAGCACUGACCUUCUGCCUGCCCCCAGCACUGCCACCAACUGGACAGCUUCCCUGGUGACUGACAGCGGCAGGGACAGCGACUUGAUCUUCAGGUUUGACGGUCAUCAGGCAGCUAAAAUCCCAGACUGGGUGGUGCCCCAGAAUCUGACUGACCAGUUCACCAUAGCGACCUGGAUGAAACAUGGACCAAGUCCUGGGCUCAGAGCUGAGAAGGAGACACUGCUCUGUAACUCUGAUAAGACCGAGAUGAACCGUCAUCACUACUCGCUGUAUGUCCAUAAUUGCCGCCUGGUGUUCCUGCUGAGGAGAGACUUCACCCAGGUGGACACCUUCAGACCGGCCGAGUUUCACUGGAAACUGGAGCAGAUCUGUGACAAGGAGUGGCACUACUACGUCAUCAACGUAGAGUUCCCGGUGGUGACGCUCUAUGUGGACGGAGUGACCUAUGACCCCUACCUGGUGACUGACGACUGGCCCAUCCACCCCUCACAGAUUGACGUGCAGCUCACAGUCGGUGCCUGCUGGCAAGGUGGGGAGGUGACCAAGCCACGGUUCACUCAGUACUUCCGGGGCAGCCUGUCCGGACUGACCAUUCGACCGGGGAAGAUCGAGAGUCAGAAAGUCAUUUCCUGUCUGCAGGCCUGCAAAGAGGGACUAGACAUCAACUCCCUCGAGAGUCUGGAUAAGAACAUAAAGUUCCACUUUAACCCAGCCCAGUCUAUCUUGGUAAUGGAGGGAGAGGACUUGGAAAACAUGAACGCUGCUGUGAGGAAAGUUUCCUACAUAAACUCUCGUCAGUUUCCCACACCAGGCAUCCGACGUUUGCACAUCUCCACUGCCGUCCAGUGUUUUGGUGAAGACACUUGUAUUACCAUCCCAGACAUCGAUGCAGUGGUGAUGGUGUUGCAGCCCAGUGAGCCCAGGAUAACCAUCACUGGAGUGGAGAGACUAAACAAGCCAGUCUCAGACCUCAGAGCAUCAGGAGGUGUAGCCCUUUUCCAAGACCUCCACAUCAUCAGCACAGUCACCAGGGCAGAUGCCAUCACACAUCAUGCAGCACGUCGACAGGGAUUGCUCGAGGAGAUUAUUCACAACUUGGACUACUGUGACAUCCUGGUGUUGGGGGAGGAGCUGAGGCCGGAUGAGGAGUCCCUCCAACUGCUGCGCAGCGCUCUACUUGGAAAACACCUGGACGCCACUAACUCCACCUCUGGCAUGUCCAUAUAUGGGGUGGACUCCAUGUCCAACUAUGAACAGGUGAUCCGACAGGUGCGCUACUAUAACUGGCAGCCCGGACAGCUCACAGAGAGAAGGUUCCGCCUCACCUGCUCAGAGCUCAAUGGACGCUACACCAGCAACGAGUUCAACCUGGAGGUGAGCGUACUGCACAGUUCGGAGUCAGGGGAGCAUGUCAAUCACAUGAUAGCCCCGCCUCAGUACAUGCAAGUGGUCCACCAUCCAUCUAUGAUUCAUGACCUGUACCCCAGCCACGGCUCAGCCAUGCCGAGUGCCGCCACUGUUGUAAUUGUGAUGUGUAUCGCUGCUCUGGUGGUGGUUGUGGUGCUGGGCAUCUAUCGCAUCCACCUGACCCACCAGCAGGAGGUCAAGCUGGCAGAGACGGCUAAAGAGGCGGACGUGACCUGGGACGACUCGGCUCUGACGAUCACUGUUAACCCGAUGGAGAACCUGGAGGAGCCCCAGGCUGCAGAGGAGGAGGCCAGCGAGGAGGAGGAGGAGGAGGAGGAAGAAGAGGAGGAGGAAGACGAAGAGGAGGAAGAGGAUGACAUCACCAGCGCUGAGUCAGACGACAGCGAGGAGGAAGUGGACGUCCAGCUACCCAGGAUGCAACGCCUGAGCAAGAGGGGCCAAAACUGGGACAAAACAACGAUAUCUUAUUGAAACACACACUCACAGUCACUCACAUGCACACACACAUUCUGCAGCACGUCCAUACUGAAACCUCAAAUCAGAUGGUUGAAACAAAAAGACUUUAUGUGAUGUUGAUGCUCUAAAAAUGAGGUUAUACCCCCCCCUACUGGAAGACUCCACUGAAAUGCAAACAGUGCAAUGAUUUAACCUUAGCCUUGUCAGAAAACCUCCCAUUUUCUACAGCUGAUAAGAAAUAAUACGACACUAAAACUGCUCGUCAAUCAAAAGCCUUUCAUCUGUCUUAAAGGGACAGCUCACCAAAUUUCAGGCAUCCCCUGAGAGCUGUCUUUCAUCGAGUUAUCUCUCUCCCAUUACAGUCUGCACCACAACUACGAUCCUUAGUGAAAUAGAGUUGUUUGAAUCUCAUUAUGUCGAUGAAUCCCUGCACCAUACAUUCAGUUUGUGUCACAUGUGUUCCACAGUGAGAUUUCUGAUGUCCCAUAAAAAUGCAAAACAGUCUUUAUUUAAGAAAACUGAGUUGCAAAAGUAAAGAAACUGACUAUUUUUGGUUUGUAUACUUCAUGUUAUUUAUCAGUCUUUAUUCUAGCCUACGUGGCAAAGCCAGGUGAUUUUACAGAAAUAGCAUAUUUUCAAUGGUACUCAAAAACAACAAAAAAAAAGAUGAUCUGUGUGUAGUCAUGGUGAACUAGCCGAGGGGUCUGAGUUCUGGGUUUUUGGGAAAGACAGAGGAGUCUCCUUGUAAAUUUUUAUACGCUCCUUUCUUGUAAAUAUUGAGUAUAGUAGGUGACCCCCCCCAACCCCCACCUCCAGCCCCACCCCACUCCCUAACACAGAUUUCUCCACCCAGAGACCCUCUUCUCCACCUGUAUACAGCACACAUGCCACCUCGUCAUAUGUAUGUACAAACCCUGAGCCCUCAGCCUGCAGGAGUCACCACUGAACUGACCCCUCGGUCCUCUGUGUGUGUUUCAAGUCAUUCCAGCUGACUGUACGUUGGGUUUGUUAGGAAGGAUGUGCCACUGCCUUCAUAGUGACUGGUGCGCUAGGCAAGGUGUUGAUGGGAAGAGGCACCGGUCUGAUGUGCCUAAAUCACAUGCGACAGAAAGUCCUCUCACUGCUCAUCGAUAGUCCACAAGAGUUGCCCAAAUUAAACCUUAAGGCCCAGACACACCAAGCCGUCAUCAAAGAACUAGCAGUAAUGAAAGUCAACUGUUGUGUCGCCUCAUGCCACCUGUGUUGGCCAAAAAAAUUGCACUUAAACAUACUGCAGAGUCUACAGUUGAUGGUCAGCUAGCAUGUGCGUUCUGUGCCUGCAUGAGAGGAAAUAACUCUCCACACCAGCAGGCUGUGGUAGUCUGUAUUCGUCAUUAAAAAAGGAAACCAGAAGGCCAACAAGACGGAUUAAAGAUGCUAGUUAGCCAGUUAGCAUAUUAACAAUAAAACCUGAUGUAGAAAGGACAAAUUCUAUUGAUUGUGCACUAGCGAUUAAUAAUACUAACAAUUGCGAACCAUGGCUGGAAAAAAAUAUUGCUUUAUAUGACACGUUUGUUUCAAAAACACACCCUCUUGACUUUAGCCAUUUGUUUACUUUCCUCACUUUUAAUUCUCUUCUUGUGCACUGAGUUGAACUGCCAAUCAGAUUGAUUUUAUUCACCAACGAGCUCCACUAUCUCUGACAUCAAUUCAACAUGCUGAAUCAGCCAAAAAAGCCACAAUGGCCGCCUAGUCUCAAUGCUGCUGGACACACAACACAAAAACGAGGGCAACAGACGCUCACUGACGUCCCAACAUAAACUGAUUGCCGACUGCCGGCUUGGUGUGUCAGGGCCCUUAGUCUCAGGUGUGGUCACGGCAGUGAGAGCCUAAAUAACAAGUACUCAUUAAAAGAAAGUUACACUAAUUAACCACUAUCUUACUCCUACUAGUCAUUAAUGCUGCAUUGACAAGUGAGAAAUUCCAAAUUUCUAAAGGGAAAAGUGCAAAGAAACUGCCCCGCGACACUGGAGUUUCAAAACAGAAAAUCAAUAAAUGCAAAUAUCAACAUGAGAGCCUGCCUGGCUAAUACUGGAUUUUUUAAGGCCAAUCCCAACAUCCUUGUUUGACUCUUAAAUAACAUAUUUACAUUUACAAUUACAUACUUUUUUUAAAUUUAUAUUUUUAUUUUACAUUUUGUUUUUUUUAUGUAGAAAUAUAUUAUAAAUGUAUGAUUUUUUUAUGAGGAUUCUGUAAAUUUGUUUACCAAAAAUAUAUAUAAUAUAAUAUAGAAUAUGUACUAAGUGGAACAUUUUAUGGUUAAAAAAAAAUAAAUAAAUACAAUGAAAUAUUAAAGUCAAUAUUAAGGCUCAAAUAUGCAAAAAAAAAAUCAGCCUAUAUUUAUUUUUUCUGAUUCAUCAAAUAAGAACUAUAGUAAAGUAUGUAGAAAUAUUAUAAAUUAACAUUUUAGCUGCACUAAUUGAUAUUUUUAUAUUAACAGUGGAUCAAAUGACUACAUAUAAAAUGCAGUGUCACAUGAAGUGAUGAACCCACAGAGACUCUGUAGCUCUGCAGAGCCUUUUAUGGUCUUUCAGCUUAUAGUUUUGGUUUUACAACUCGCAGCUUGUGUUGUGGUUCGGCCUCUUGUCAGUCUGUUUACCAGUCGCUCUGAUAAACCCACUGGACGCUACCUGCCCAGCACCAAACAACAAACAUUAUGAACACAAUGGAGCAUUUAGCAGCUAUGGAGGUUCUUUUUUCUAUCAAAACAGAGAUUAAAGGGGAGUCAAUAUUGGGCUUACAGUCAUCAGGUGGCCAGAAACCAACACAAUCGGCUGAAAAAUGUUGGCCUUGUACAUUUCUGCAAACCACAGAUUCAAAACACACAUGUCUGGUGCCUGAAAACAGAUGGAAACACAGCCCGCUAAAUCACAACUGCUUUUGUUGUUUCUUGGUCUCAAACAGUGGUCACCAAGGUGAGACAGCUUGGCAGGCGUCUUGCCUUGGUGUCACUCCAUCCAUCAUCCCCUCCACCUCCAGAUGACAAACUCAGCUCUAUACUACAUCACAUUAAAAGUGUUAAUAUAAUGCGUAGAAACGUGCAAAUGUAACAUAUUCAUAGUUUGCAGAAACGUAUAAUGCCAAUAUUUUCUUCUGGUGAUUGGGCUGCCAGGAAUACAACUCUAUAGGGUGCACUUUACAUGCUAAACAUCAUCUUCCUAAAAUACACUUUUUGUGAUUUUCAUGAUAAUAGUCGGCUCCCAACUGGUCCAGCCAUGUGGUCCAGAUUUCUCCUUAGUCAUUGGUUCAAGGUCCACACUUGAAUAUAUUCAGUGUCAUACUUGUUUGGCCAUGUCUUUGAGCUCAUUUGCUGUCUCUGUGAUGUAGCUGUCUUUUAGUCACUCACUCACUCAACAGUUGGAAACAGCACUUCAAAAUAAAAGCUCUAUGUCAGAAGUCCACUGUACUUAAAAAUAAAGUGUGUUUUUUACAAACGACAUGUUUAGGAGUCACAUGCAGUCCAUUCAGAAUAGGACCCACUUUGGACCAUGACCCACCAGUUGGGAACCACUGGCCUUCACUGUAAGUAGCUAGCUUAUGCUGCCAAAUAUCACUGACACAAAAUAAGCAUUCACAUUUGGAAAAAUAUUGAGCAAACAAAACCUUCCUGUGUUUUCCACCAAGAAUGCACAGAGACUUUACACAUUCCCCUCCAGAAACUUUCCCAACCUGUAACUCUGAGUGAAAUGCAGCAUUAAUGACAGAGACGCAGGUCUCGGGACAGAGAGGCGAAGGCAUUUGGCAGUGUCACAUUUGACGUAAUCACAAAACCCAGUCGAAGGUUUCCUCACCUUGAAGUGAAAGGGCAUUAAUCUCUGGCUGCUGCCAUCCCGAAUCCAGUCCGUGUGUAACGUAUGAUAGCAAAGAAGCAACAGAAGGUUUAGUUACAUGUGACGUGUAGUGGCUGAAGUCUGCCACAGAUAAAUCAAGGUUUGGUUAAAGUCACAAACACUGGAAAGUUUCCCCGUCCUACCUAGUGAGCCUCUGACAGCUGCUGUCCUGUGGGUGUAGCUGGGAGAACCUAUUGUAUGUGUAUACUGUAGCUCUAUGUUCAUGUAAAGAUCUCAUAUGUUGUUUAAGAGUUUUCCUCAUCUACUGUGACACCUGUUCUUGUGACGUCACCUCGCUCCUUGCACCCUCCCCUUUCCCCACUGGAACCUUUGGUGGAUUUUGCAUCGGCCCGAGCCCUAAUGUUGUCCUGACGUUUGUUUUAGAAGAGGAGGACGGUGAAAUUAACAUGGAUACCUUGUAUAAUGUGUAAAAGUUUUUUUUAGUUUUCCUUUUCUUUUUUUUCUGGACUUUUUUGGUCUGUUUUUCUUUGGA